GUUUCGUCCUUGAGGAUGGGGGUCGCGCGCUCUUUCUUCUUGGUUUCAUUAUCACCAAUUGAAUGAAAUGUUUAAAUAAAAGAUAAAAGAAAAAAGGUUUUUCAGAAGAUGGUUCGAAAUUCAAAAGAGCUCCAUUAUGAAAUAAUGAGAUAUUAGUCUCAAAGAUGUGUAAAAAUUUUAUAGAGUUGGCGACAAAAGAUGAGAUGAUAAAAGCAACUAUAACUCAUUGGGAAAUUGAUAUUGGGCAAUUGGAAAAUGCAUUAAUAAUAAUAAAGAAGAAAUAGUCAAGUAAAAGUUUGGUGGAUGCCAAAAAUGCCAUUAUAAGAGACGGCAGAACUCCAUUGAAGUACUGCCUAUUGGAGCACGGCAGAAAGGAAAACUGAAAAGGAGGGGCUUAUGCACUCAGCUGGACACAUGUUGGAAGGUGGUUGAUCCAUGUACCUCUUAUCCUUGACCAGAAUCCAAGACCAUCCUUGUAUUCCAUAUCUCUCUGAAAGUGAUCGUCUUCCAAACCAUCUAUCAGAGCUGUAUAACCCUUAUCAGAGGAUUCUCUACUAGGUUCAAUGACUUACCUAAAUUCAACUUCCUAUCAUGUGAAGACCUUCCUUAUCUGAUCUACGAAGGUUCAAUUCGAUUAGCUGAACUUUUCACUUGUACACUGGACUUUCAGACCUUGUGCAAUUGCUCAUUUACAGUAUUAAAGCCCUUGUAUACCUUUUAAGAAAACCCUAUUAAUAGUGGCACAUCAUGUUCCUACAGUGAUUCAAAGCAGAGAAUAAAUAAAAAAGAACAAAGGCGAAAUAAAGAAACCAGCAGAGGCAAGAACACCGCCAGUCUGCAGAGCAAGAGUUGGGGAGAGACCCAAAGCAGAGGGAAGGGGAAGCUUCCAAUGGCUGGGAUCGCGGCUUCCAUCUCUUGGCUGGGGAGUCAACUGUCCUGCUGCCACAACAACCUCCCAGCUCUGGCCUUGUCUCUCCUACUACUUGCUCUGCUGCUUGAUUAUGUCAAGCGGAGGAAGAGAAGCAGCCGCUGGCCGCCAGGACCCACCCCUCUGCCUUUCAUUGGGAACUUGCUACUGCUAGAUGUAAAGAACCCACACAAAUCUGUUCAAGAUGUAAGUACUGGCUGCACCAUCUCUGAGGACACUGCAUGUUACUGAAUGAUUGCAUUAGCCAAGCUCUUGGUAUUAUUUAAUUAGUUAGCCAGCUAGUUAUUACCUGUUCUUCAGCCUAAGGCUACAGGGCAGGUAGUGGCUGUACUAGAAUGCCAACCCCCUCCAAAAUAUUGCACAAUAUUCCGCUACAGUUUUUGUUCUCAUUAAUUGAUGCAGAUUGUCAAACACACACACACACACAGAGAGAGAGAGAGAGAGAGAGAUUUAAAUUUUGACACAGCCCUGCUACCAAUGUUCAAUGGCCUGCCCAGGACACUAAUACCAUUACAGUGGUGGCUUUAGUCUGAGAGAAUUGGGAUUACGGUAGUAAGGAGAACUUUCCUUUAAGUUUGGCAUUGCAUUGUUACAUUGGUCUUUUUAUGAACCAUUUUUAAAAGUCCCCAAGGGUUUCUUUGUUUACAUGCUGCAUUUUCACUCCUCCUCAGCCAAAAGGAAGCAGUCUGUAGCGUGCACAACAGCAACCCCAGUUUCUGAUCACCCCUGCCGCCUCCCAGCCACCCAGUGAGGCUCUCUACCUCUUCCCUUCCCAGAGCAAUGCAAAGAGGGCAUAGGUGGAAGCGAAGGGCUUUGCUAGCACUGCUGUUGCUGCUGCCACAGGAAAAUUAGUACAGUAUAACCUGUAUUUUUGGACUGCUUUGAAAUCUUCCCUUAAUACUCAAAAUAAUUGGCUAAAUUGUAACAUUUACUACAUUAAAGAAUUUAGGGGGAUCUGGCCGCCCCCAACAAACUCACAACAACAUAUUCUGGGGAAAUGAAUAUUUUUCUGAAACAUUUCAAGCUUGUAAUUAGUUUGUGCUUUUUGGAUUUUCCCAUGGGGAAUCUUUUUGUAUCUGCCUUCCAAUAGUGCGGAUGGCAAUACAAUGAAUUUGCCUUGCGUAAAUGCCUUUCUAAAUUUGGGGGUGACCAAGUUUGACAAAUAAUUGGGACGUGCUGGAGUCAUUUUGUUUGUCCCAAGUGUGGGAAAUACACCAUCUUGCGCUAAAUGGUUUUGUAGUUCGGUAUCUCUAAUUCUCAUUGAAAUGUUCAUUUUUGCUUUAUCAUAUCCUUGGGUGCUCCUCUCUCUCUCUCUCUCUCUCUCUCUCUCUCUCUCCCCCCACUGGGAAAACUAGUCUUUCUGUAUAUAUAUUCUGGGGAAAUGAUUAAACAUUUUUGAUUAAACACCUCAAGCCUGAAAUAUGUCUGUGCUUUCUGGAAUUUCCCAUAUAUAUUGUGCUGCAACAUUAUACCUUCCCUACUUUUAUUGUCCUUUCCUCCUGGAUAAUUUUCUCCCUUUCCUUCCUAUUGAUUAAAGCUGGAAAAAAAGUUUGGACCAGUCAUCUCUCUGCAGUUUGGAUGGCGAAAUAUGGUCAUCCUGAGUGGGUUCAAGACGAUAAAGGAGGCCCUGGGACAAAACGCUGAGAACUUUGUUGACCGAGCAGCAGUUCCACUGCUGAAUCUAAUAAACCGUGGAAAGAAUUGUGGAGGUGAGUAUAGCUGAUACCCUGAUGGACUGAAUAUGCAGUAGGAUUGUGACCCAUCUCCCCUCACAUCCAAAAGUAGCUGAAGAAGGGAGAAUUUGGAGAGGAUGGAAUACACUUUCAAGAGAUCUAGAAGCAACAGAGAAGUACACCAGUGUGCUAAUUCUGUUGUCCCACUUGCCCUUCCCAUUAAAAUGAUGGAAGAAAAGAAUCAGGAGAGUAGGAGAAACAAGCAGCAAGUGAGCAGGCCUGCAAGUGGGCCAGGAUAGCACUUCAGUGCUCCAUUGCCUGGGAGAAGAUACAUAUUCAUGUGACAUGUCAGGGAGAUUUUUGAGGAGUUCGUUCUUCUUUCAGUCAGCUGUAAACAGCUAACAGAGGUAGGGACAGGAAGGUGGACUAGAAGCGUUUGAAGAUUUAUUUGCAAGUUAAUCAUACAAGUGAGCAGGACAGCUACUACCUGCUGGCUGGCUGUCAGCACAAGAUGGCAGGCAGCAAAUGUUGUUCAGUCUCUGCCGUUGUCUAUGGACUCCCAAGGCCAGAAGAAUGGGCCAGCAAUCUAAUGCGGACACUACUAGUCUUCAUUUUUAAAAACAACAACAAACAAUAACAAAUGCAAAGAAUUAACUAGUUCUUUAGACAAAUGGUAAACUGCCAUGAACCUAUUCUACAUAAUAUAUAAAUUAAUAUUUAUUUUAAAUAAUAUAUUAUUUUACAUUAUAUGUGUAUUUAUUUUAUUUUACAAACCUCAGGAAUAGUAGUAGCAACAUGCGACAAUGGCUGGAGGGAGCAGAGGCGAUUCUUUGUCUCCCUCCUCAAGAACUUUGGGAAGGGGAAGCCAACACUUGAAGAAAGAGUGUCUGAAGAAGCUGGAUACUUGUGCUCUGAGUUCAAAUCCAAAGAAGGUACAUCUCAUUGUUGGGGACAUUAUUCCUGCUGUGGGAUCUCAUUUGAUGCAAAAACGCUAAGAGGAUUCUAUAAAGCUCAUUCCCAUCUCAAUAUCUUCUCAUAUUUCAUUUUUGAAGCAUGUAAGAUGAUGACUAAUAAUUUUGCAGCACUAUAAAGAAUGCAAAAUUUAUUAUGGCAUAUGCCUUCAAGGAUUAGUCUCCUCUUUCUGGGAUGCACUGAGUGCAAACCUAAAUGAGCAGACAAUAUAAACACACAGUGGUGGGAGGGAAUUAAGGUCAGACAAAAAGAAAAUUCAAGAAGAACAGAGAGAGAUACAUAAAAAUGCCAUGGUUCCAUUGACACUUGGCAAUGCAGUUGCUGGUGAAACACAAACUUCCUGGCAUUGGUAAGCUGGGUGACAGGUGUAGUUUGAUACACAGCUAUAAUAUCAAUUCAAGAAACAAAUGAUAAAAUUGAAUGUCUUUUUUUGCCUUCAUUUUUGCAUUUUCCAUUACAAACAUUCAUUUCUUUCACUGUGCUAUUCUAGUUCCCCCCACCAUCAGCUCUUUUGAGCCUCUAAUACAACAUCUAAUACAAUGGUAAUUAUCUAUUACAGCCAUGAAACAUCUCUAGUUAUUUCCUAUCAUAAGAGGACUUCCCAGCGUAUCUUUCCUUGACAUCCUAAAUUUCCAUUUUGUUUUGCUGCAACUCCUUGGUUUAUAUUUUCCUCCCUUUUUUAUAUACUGUACAGUGGUACCUCGGGUUAAGAACUUAAUCCAUUCCGGAGGUCCGUUCUUAACCUGAAACUGUUCUUAACCUGAAGCACCACUUUAGCUAAUGGGGCCUCCCGCUGCUGCCGUGCCGCCAGAGCACGAUUUCUGUUCUCAUCCUGAAGCAAAGUUCUUAACCCAAGGUACUAUUUCUGUGUUAGUGGAGUCUGUAACCUGAAGCAUCUGUAACCCGAGGUACCACUGUAUCUCCUUUUACCCUUUUUUGCUGAUGUUCAUAAAUCUAUCCCUGCUUGUAUAUUUAACAUUAUUCCACUCUUUUAAAAAUAUGUUUCUAGUAAUUCCCACUCACUUCUUCUUCUUCUUCUUCUUCUUCUUUUCUUAUCCAUAUUUCUUAUUGUAGCUGUCAUAUUGGCUGAUUCUAUAAAUUCUUAGUUUAAACAGCCACUAAUCUUUUGUCAGUCUUGCCUUUUCUUUUCACAUUUUCAUGUAUGCUAUUUUUGCCACUGGUGUCGCUUAGAGGAAUAGGUUGUUUGUUUUAAAUAGUUUGUUAAUUUGAAAGUAUUGAAACCAGUCACUCACAAAUUCUGAAGUUUCUUCUCUUCCUUUAAGUCCUACUUCGUCUUCUUCGAUGGUCACCAGAUCUCUAUAGGUUCCCCAUUUGUCUCCCAUAUUCAUCUUCUUGACAGCCACUGCUUCUGUCAGUGAUAUCCACAGAGGUGUUUUUCUUUCCAGGAGAUCUCUGUAUCUCCUUCAUACAUUGUACAGAUUUCUUAUUACAUGGUUGAAAAAGUCCUUGUGUGCUUUUGUUUUGCCAUAGUAUAGCUAGCUAUGCCAGCCAUUCCUUAGAUCAUGUUCUUCUAGGUCCAGGAUUCCUGUGUUUUUCAAUUCAAUCCCUUCCUUCAACCAUACUAGGUAAGCCGCCUCAUAAUACAACUUCAAGUCUGGUAGCGAAAAGCCUCCCCCCUUUUUGUCAUCAGUAAGGAUUUUAUAUUUAAUUCUGGGCUUUCCCCGCCUGCCAUGCAAAACUGGUCAGGUCCUUCUUCCAUUGAAUCUGGGGAACUUCAAAUUCUUUUCCAUGUGCCAGUAUUGACAGCAACAUGGUUAGUUCUCCUUUAGGACCUCCUCAGUUCUGGCUGCUAUGAGAAAGGAUUGGUGGAAUGUGGGGGUGAUUAGAUGCUGUGAGGUAUACAGCUGUUCAACUGUGUUAUGUGGCAAAGGAUCUCAGGAAUUAAUUUUUUUUUUUGAGGGGUGAAUAAGUAGUUCUUGGUGGCAUGUGAUUGCCACACCUUUUGGAUCUUUUUAUCUUUGUUAAUUUGUAUCUUUAAUGGAACUUUUCUGUGCUUUGUGAAUGGCGCAACAAUAUAGGAACUGCCAGUUCCAUAGGAAAGACCCACACAAUUGGCUCUGCUCACACCCAGUCCCUAGCCAUAUAGGAUUACAUUAUGGAAAAGUAGCUUCUUCGCGCUUGGGACUGUGCUUGCGGGGAACCACUGGCAGAAGGCUUUCUUUAUUGUUUAGACUUCCACAUCAACCUCCAAAAACUGCACUCCAAAAACUGCUGUACAACUUCCAUCCUUUCUGACCAUUGGCGGUGCUGAUUGGGUCUGAUAGGUGUUGAAGCCAAAGAUACUUGGAGGAAGCCACAUUGGAGAAGGCUAGCCUAAACAAUGGCUUUAGAAUGAAAAAUGGGCAAUAUACCUCUAAUCUGUUCAUUGUUCUUACAUCCCAUCAAGGUUCUCCUUUUGAUCCACAAAUCCUCACCUACAGGGCUGUUAGUAAUAUAAUCUGCACCCUAACAUUUGGUGGCCGCUUUGAAUACAGUGAUGAGAAAUUCCUGAAAAUAAUGCAUCCGCUUCAGGAGAUCUUGAAGGAAGUAACCAGAAAUUUGCCCCAGGUGCCGUCAUGCGUUUGUCUGGGUAUUAAAAGGAAACAGCAAUUUGGGGUUUGAUGGGUCAACAUAGAAAGGGACGGGACUUGUGCUUGUGUGUUUUGUGUGGUACCACAUCCUUGACUACCCUUCAAAAUAUCUCUAAAACCUGGAAUUCUUGAGGGGAAAACGGGAUAGGGGAAGAACACUAGCUAAAGACAAAUACAGGAAGAUUAAAACAUGAACAUAAGCAAUCAAAGUCAAAGGUGGUUUUUGAAAAGUAUUAGAGGCAAAAUAAACCCUUCUAUAAUACAACUUUAAAAAGAAAAUUAGAAAAACAACAAUUCCUUUAAUUAAAAAAAAUUGCCAAUAUGUUACUAAUAAGCAUAAACAAAAGGAGGAUGUCAAAAUGAUAAUAAACAAAAUAAUAAACAUAUCAGAUUACAUAAAAUGGGAGAAAGUAGCAUCCACUAGUAUUUUGACAGAUGCGGAGAACGCUCCAGCCCAUCAACCUAAUUCCGCCUAGCACGUGACCCAAACUGGCCCAUGAGGCCAUUGCUACCUGCCUGCCACCUGGUGUUUUAUGUGAUAUCAUGCAGCUACAAAUGAACAAUCAACAGCUUAAGGGAGCUUCCAAUUUUUCUUUUGCAACUGGGGCUCCCUUUCAGUGUUCAUCACCCAGACAGGCUGAGAUUGACUCCACUAGAAAGUUCUGCAUCAGGGGAAUGUGAAGCACUUCUUCCACUACCUUGACCUUGGAAGCCCUUUAGGUUUAGGGAAUAGGAUAUUUGAAGGAACUGCCUUCUCCUUCCUAUGUUAGCCUGCCUGCCUAUUGAAAUUAUCACCAGAGACCCUUGCAUAUCCUAACAUCCCCCUCCCAAUUAUGGCUAAGGAGAGGGCAUUAUAUUGUGAACUAUAGGAACAAACAAGAGUCCUUAAAUGUACCAAAUGCAGGAAUUGGAGGAGGAAUGGGAAAGAAGCCAGGGGGAAAGAAUCUCCACAUAAGCGUGAAGAAGUAGCUAGUUGGGAACUUCCUACUAGAAUGCAAUUUCCCUUCAAGUGAAAUAUCUAAGAAAUGUCUUCUGUAUCUGAAAACGUGAUGUCUCUUCCUUUUGUGAUUUCUGCUACACCAGCUUAUUGUUGCGGGAUCCUGGUUUUCCCGUUUUCCUGGACCUCAUCGUGAACUGCAGAAACGCUAUGAAGAAGUUAGCACUACCCUAAGAGAGAUUGUGAAUGAACAUAAGAAAACCAGAGAGCCCACCUUUCCAAGAGAUUUGAUUGAUGCAUUUCUGGAUGAGAUGGAUAAGGUGGGGAGACAUUUAUGGACUCAGAACCUCUGGGGCUUCUUUUCUAGCUUCUGCCUUGGGAUUGAUUACUUUUGUUUAGAAUUCGUGCCACCUAGACUAUGCCUGUACAACUGCAAGACAGCUCCCCUCCUUUGUAAGAAAGCAGAGGAAGAAAACGUCUGUGAGGAGGAAGGAAAAUGAUAGAGCCCUCCCUUCUUUCCCCUGCAGUCCACAUCUCAGUGCUGCAUGAUUCAGAGCAAUGGUCUGCGGCCAUUAAAUGGUUCAAACAUUUAGGCUUUCAAAGUUUUUUUUUCUGCUUCUGAGAGGUGAGUUCUCAGGGCAGAGUAGGAGGGCAUAGUUUCCUUUUGAAUUUGAGAGCACUGGAGUGUUGAAGUACCUGUGAUAUUUGCUUUAUUUACAAAUAUAGAAGCAGAACGUACCAGAAGCCAACAGAUACUCCUUCAGGUGAGAGCAAACCCCACAAAGCACAAAGGCUGUACCCUCAGUUUCCACAAAUGACUUCUAGAAGUGUUUCUUCACUCUGUCACAUUUCCACCUGCAAACAGUUUUGGGCUCCUUCACUCUCUUUCUGCCCAUCUGCAUGGCUGGAGGAGCUUCACUUUCUCUGCACUCAGCUUUCACCCACUUGCCAGCCUCCAGAUAUUUUGGACUUCAGUUUCAUCAGCCCUCAAGACAUGUGGAGGCUGGCAGGUUGGCGGCAACUGAUUCCAACAAUCCCUACUACAUGUGCUGCCUCAGCUUGUGUAGUGGCCAUACACAGCCCCCACAGAUACUACAUGCACCAGUUUGGAGUUCUCUGCUGGGGCUUUUUCAGGAUUUGCACGCAGAUAGAGUGAUAUCCUAACCCAGCCCUUUGUUUCUGCACUUGCUGUGUCUUGAAAUCAAUUGUGCAGGGUGGGGCUUACUUGUCGUCGUCCCCCCCAUAUUUUAUUCAAGUUGGCACCCCUGCACCCAGCACAUUUUCCAGCAGGGUCAGCAAGAGUGGUGCUCAGGGGGAGUCAAGGGCACUUCACCAAGAGCCCCCUCAGACCUUGCACUGGUGUUGCUUGCCACCAAACAACCGAAGAUGGAAUUCAGUAUGUAGUGGGACAUUCAGCCCUGCACAAUUCAGGUCUAAUUUUCCAAGAGACUUUUAGUAAUAUUGGAUGCUGAGCCAUGCAUGCACAAAGGCAUAUGUGGCCUUAGGAAUCAAGCUUGUCUUUGUGCAUGCAGUUAUGAUGCCUCUUGGCAGAUGUUAAGCAGUUGUUUCUCUGGAACUGGAGGGUGGGGUGGGAAGAGAGGGGUGAUUUCUCAGUGUAAUUAUGCCAAAACAAGAGCUAGGUUGUAUUAGAUGUUACUUCGGGGUGGGGGCUGCCAUGUUUUUCAACAGCCAUGUCUAGUUUUUGGAAAUGUCUAGUUUCCCACUGUUUCUCAAGGAACCGAGCAGCUUUUUCUCUAUUCACUUCACUUUGGUCUGAUACAUAUCUUGCAGACUAUUGAUAACAAGGGCAAAGAUCAUUAGUACACACUAUUCUCUCACAAACAUGACAUAAUAUUGUGCUUUUUCCACAUGAGUGACCAACUUGUUCCAUUUCCUUCAGGCUAAAGGGAAACCAGAGAACAGUUUUAAUGAACGAAACCUUAUCAAUAUCAUUUUUGACUUGUUUGGGGCUGGUACUGACACAGUUUCUUCCACCUUGCUCUGGGGACUGUUGAACAUGGUCGAUCACCCUGAGGUUCAGAGUAAGUGAUCAGUAUUGGAGGAAAUGCAAGACCCUGUGAGGUAUCUGUCUUUUUGAAGGCUAGAUGACAGUCCAGCAGAAUGAGCAGGAUUAGCUACAUGGGCUGUGCAGUUGCUUUAUAUCUGAUUUGGAUUCAAAAAUAACCAGGAGGAGGAGUGGCUUAAGAAAUCAGUAUAUAAAUAAUAACAGCAAGGAUAAAAUGAACCAAAGUAGAAGCAAAGCAACUGGAACCCAAGCACUUGGAAAACAAAGCUGUUUUGCCUAAUACAGUAGGAUCAUGUCUUUUAUGAGGGAUAAGUUUUGUGUUGGUAGCAUGUAAAGCCGAAAUUGCUUAUAGUCAGAACAACCUUCCGGUAACUACCACCACAUGAGAAAUUUUAUCUUCCAAGCUGGCACAGGAUCUCAUGGGGCUGUUUCAGAUCUUGCAAGAUCUUACAAAGGCCUGUACAGCUCACACAGGAGUUUCCCAGAGCCCAGUAAGCAAGGCAGAGAGCUUAAAAUGUCUCUCCAUGCCAGGUUUUCUGGCUUAGUCUACCCUCCAUCUCUGCCCACCUGAUUACUGUCAGGUCCAUCUCCUGUUCCCAGCUGAACACUACCCUUUCUUUUAUUUAACAGCAUUUGUAUACCACUUAAUUGUAAGUAAAACCUCUAGGUAGUUUACAGAGUGCUCCCCACAGUGUUGUUUGGUUUAUAUUGUAUGCUGCUGUUGAUCUAUUUGCAUCUUUCACCUUUCUCAAAGCAAAUGGUGGUGGAAUUGAAGCUAGGUUGACUAUACAACUCAGCUGUUUUUCAGCAUUUCAUAGGAUCAGAUAAAACUACCACCCACUAAAGACUGAAUCAAUAUUUGAGUUAUUUUAAGGAUAUUCAGCAGACCUUUGGUUGGAGACUCAAGUUCAAAUCUCUGCUCGGCGUUAAAAUUCAUAGUGUCCAAACCUGUUGAAACCGUAAAAAACAACAUGCUACAAUCAGCUUGGAGAAUUGGAAGGAUUAGGAUACAUAUGCAAUGCAUUAAUACUCCUAAAUUAAUAUUUCCAGAAAGGGUCCAAGAAGAAAUUGAUGAAGAGAUUGGCAGGGUACGAUCACCUGUGAUGGAAGAUCAGUUGAAACUGCCUUAUACUUGCGCUGUGAUACAUGAAAUUCAACGUUGUGCUGAUAUUUUGCCUGUUGCAGCUCCAUAUACGACACACAGAGAUACUGAGGUCGGCAAGUUCAUUAUUCCUAAGGUACAGACCCUGAAAAACACACUUGUAGAAAAGGAAACCAUUGCUGCUGCAUCAGAAUUAGGUUGAUCACUUAUAAAGAGGCAUGUGAGAGAUCUUGAUGCUCACAGUAGCAGAGGUCAAUUGAGCUGGAAUAAUAAUAAAAAUAAUAAUAACAAUAAUAAUAACAAUAACAACAAUAGUUUUAUAUAUAACUCACCCAUCUGACUGGGUUGCCCCAGCCACUCUGGGCAGCUUCCAACAUAUUUAAAAACAUUAAAUAUUUUAAAACUUCCGUAUACAGGUCUGCCUUCAGAUGUCUUCUAAAAGUUGUAUUGUUACUCAUCUUGGCUCAGGGAUCACAUGACUCCAUACCCUCCAACAUUUCCCUGAUGAAAAUAGGGACAUUCUAAAGAAAAGCCAAAUUAAGUAGGUUUCCCAGUUCAGUUCCCAAGCUGCCGCUGAUCUGGCCCUUUCCCCCCCCCCCCAACACCAGGUCACCCUCAUUGGCUUGAUCAUAUGGCUCAACCACCUGUCAGGACAUUAUGGUACUGAGCUGAAGUGCCACCUGUCAAUCCAACAAUCCAUUUUCUUCACUGCAUAGCCAGGAACAUUUCCCACCGAUAACCUCAUGAGUACAAGAAUUAGAUCUUGUAAACCAAGCAAACUUUAGAUAAAAACUCUAUUUCUUGUAGUGAUUACAUUACUCCAUGAGAGGUCCAGACUGUGGCAACACGAGAACGGGCCUUUUCUGCAGUGGCUUCUUAUUUGUGGAAUGCUCAUCCUAGGGAGGCUCACCAGGAACCUUCAUUAUAUUUAGGUACCUGGAGAAAAUGUUUCUCUUUAACUAGGCCUUAGGACAAUUAACAUUCUAUGUUCUUUUAACUGUGUUUUUGAGAGUUGGAUUACUGGUUUGGUUUGUUCUUUUAUGUAUUUUGUAUUUUUAUGUUGUGAACUGCACUGUGAUCCCAGAUGAAGGGUGGCAUACAAAUUUCAUAAAUAUAAUACAUUUAAUAAUAAUAAUUAUAAUAAUGCAUUUCAUUUUGAGAAAAAGAACUAUGAGAUAAAGCCGGCAUUGGAUUCUAAUCUCUUGGUUUCUCUGCCAUUUUAGGAGACUGUCGUCUUUAAUCAUCUGUCCUCUGUGCUAAAGGAUGAGACAAUGUGGGAGAAGCCACAUGAAUUCUACCCAGAGCACUUCCUGGAUACAAAUGGGCAGUUUGUCAAGCGAGAGGCCUUCCUACCUUUCUCUCUAGGUAAAUCCAAGAGAGGAAUGGCUGAGGUAUAAGGGGAGAGGUUGCAAGCUGUCCUGUUAUCUUCCUUUCUCUUUCCCACAUGGUAACAAGAGUAGCAGUUUUCCAUAAUCAGCUGCCUUGAAAAGAGACUCAUGUGUAGGCUCAUGUUGGCUGGCUGCAACUGAUGGGAAGAGGAACUUAAGAACAUCUGAAGGACCACAGGUUGCCCACUCUGCUUUCGUCUUCACACCCUUUUCAGUGUCACAUAAGUUAACACCAAACAACCAAAACAGUUUUUUCCCUUAGCAUUUCAAGGAGAAUAUGGACUGACUUAAGCCCUUAAAAGCACAGGCAUGGGUCGGAGAGGCCCAAAAUCAACAUGAGCUGAUUAGAACUGAAGUUUCAGAGAGAGAAUGGGAGGGUUCUGUGCUGUCCUUCCUCCUGAUCUCAUGCUCAAAGUAUUAUGCAUCUUUUUUACACAGGUCGUCAUGCUUGCCCUGGAGAACAAUGGGCCAAACUAGAGCUCUUCCUCUUCUUCACCAGCCUCCUGCAGCAUUUCACCUUUCGCAUUCCUGAGAACUAUCCAAGGCCCAAGACUGAAAGAUUAUUUGCCCUAGCAGUUCAUCCAGCCCCUUUCCAGAUUUGUGCCAUUCCUAGAUGAUGUUUCCAAGCUUAGUAUAUCUAGCAAUCUAAGCAUCAACCUCAAAACUAUAGAGCAGAAACCAGGAACAGCAGUUUUUAAAAUUAAUAGAAAUAUUUAUGUAUUUCAUAAAACAGUAGUAUUCAUGAAAAAUAUCAGAGCGUUUUACAACAAUCAUAUGUAAAAACAUUCAAUAAAAAUCAUAUAAAAUUUC
Messenger RNA from Podarcis lilfordi (Lilford's wall lizard), 12427 nucleotides. NCBI's taxonomy places the organism in Eukaryota, Metazoa, Chordata, Lepidosauria, Squamata, Lacertidae. The record is from the annotation of a GenBank genome assembly.